Vicia faba (fava bean) is the source of this 2058-nucleotide messenger RNA. Lineage: Eukaryota; Viridiplantae; Streptophyta; Magnoliopsida; Fabales; Fabaceae. The record is from the annotation of a GenBank genome assembly.
AUGAUGGAGUGCAACAAAGAUGAGGCAGUUAGGGCCAAAGAAAUAGCAGAGAGGAAAUUUUCUGAAAGGGAAUAUAUUGGUGCGAAGAAGUUUGCUAUUAAGGCUCAAAGUCUGUAUCCUGAUUUGGAGGAUGUUCCCCAGUUUUUGACUACUAUUGACAUUUAUAUAUCUGCUGAGAACAAAGUAAGCGGAGAGAUGGAUUGGUAUGGUAUACUUGGAGUGAGCCCCUUUGCUGAUGAAGAGACUGUUAGAAAGCAGUACAGGAAGUUAGCUCUCACCCUUCAUCCUGACAAAAACAAGUCUUUAGGUGCAGAGGGUGCAUUUAAACUGGUUUCAGAGGCAUGGAGUUUGUUAUCAGACAAGACAAAGAGAUUAGAGUAUAACCAGAAGAGGAGUUUGAAAAGCUUCCAACAUAAUACUCCCAACCGUGGGCAUCCAUCAGCAGCGCCUAGUUCAAAUAGUUAUUAUCAUUUUAAGAAGAAUACAUCUUCAAAUGUGAGGGCAGGAAAUAAUAAUGUGAGGGCUGGAAAUAAUAAUGUGAGGGCGCCUGCAACGUCUGUUCCUCCUCCUCAGAAAAAGGCUGAAACCUUUUGGACUAUCUGUAAUCGGUGCAGGACACAUUAUGAAUAUCUUAGAGUUUAUUUGAGUCACACCCUUUUAUGUCCCAACUGUAAUGAAGCUUUUGUGGCUGUAGAGAGGGGUCCUCCUCCCAAUGUUUUUAAGCCAUCAAGUUCGCCCCCCUUGCAUCAGCAGCACCAAAAUUCUCGACGUCAUCCUGGAAGUAAUAAUUCAAACCCUCAGUGGGGUUCCCACUCCAGAAUGGCUGGUUUUGGUAGCACGGAUGGAUCGUCUUCUGUUGCCGCCCAAGCUGCAAGUGUUGUGCAGAAGGCUAGUGAGAAAGUGAAGAGAGAAGGAGCACCGUCAAUUGCUGAAUGGGAGAGGAUUCAAAUGUCUAAGAGGGCUGAUGGUUCUAUGAAGAAAAGGAGGACAGAUGAUAUGCGCGCUAAUGGUUAUCCAGGAUAUAUGGCAAACCAUAUGGCUAUGGGACAUGGAGCAACAGGUCUUGCAAGCAAGCAUAACAACAGCACGCGAGAGUUGUCAAUGUUUGAGUUACGAAACAUGUUGGUAGAUAAGGCACGGAAUGAAAUUCGUAAGAAACUUGAAGAAUGGAAGUUAAGGGCUGAAGCUAGGAUUAUCAACAAGAACAAAGAGAAUAAGAGACACAAAAAUACGCUUAAUGAUAAGACAACUGGUUCAGUGAAGUAUAGAGAGUCCAAUGUUAAUGGUAAUAAGCAUGUUGGUAUUGAUUCUUCACCCGUCAUAUCUGAUGAUUCAGUUAAGAGCCAAGCCUAUGUUACAAUCAAUGUUCCGGAUCCUGAUUUUCACAAUUUUGACUUGGAUAGAGCUGAAAGUUCCUUUGCAGAAGACCAGGUCUGGGCUGCUUAUGAUGAUGAUGAUGGAAUGCCUAGAUAUUAUGCUAGAAUUCACAAGGUGAUCUCCAUAAAGCCAUUUAGAAUGCGAAUCAGUUGGCUUAACUCUCGAAACAACACUGAAUUGGGCCCAAUAGAUUGGGUUAGGUGGACAAAAGGCAACAGAGGAGUUGUGCGCAUCUUUCCAGGUAGGGGAGAAGUCUGGGCACUUUAUAGAAACUGGUCCCCUGAUUGGAAUGAACAUACUCCAGAUGAAGUGAUACAUAAGUAUGACAUGGUAGAGGUGCUUGAUGAUUUCAGUGAAGAGCAAGGUAUAUCAGUCACUCCCCUUGUUAAGUUUCCUGGCUUUAGGACAGUAUUUCGAAGGCACCAGGACCAGAAUGAGGUUAAGAGGAUUCCUAAAGAGGAGAUGUUCCGAUUCUCUCAUCAGGUUCCUAAUCACUUGCUUAGUGGUCAAGAAGCUCAUAAUGCUCCAAUAGGCUGUCGAGAGUUGGAUCCAGCAGCUACUCCUUUAGAUCUCCUUCAGAUAGAAACGGAAGCUUACGACACUGCAGGAGAGAGGAUGCUCCGAAACCUUGUAGAGCAGAAAUGUUCAAACGAGGGUGACAAACAAAAAAUGGAAUGGUAG